ACAACUCAGACCCGAGAGAGAGAGAGGGAUUUACAAGAGAAUUUGAGAGAUUCAUACACAGAUUUGAACCAGAUCUGAAAUCUUUCAUCUUUCCCUUUGAUUCAUGAUAUGGGUAACCGAUCGCAUCUAGGGUUUCCGAUUCAUCACAUAUGGAUCUGUGUUUUUCUUCUUUUAUCCAUCCAUGGACACUCCUUCUACCUUCCUGGUGUCGCUCCUCAGGAUUUCUUCAAGGGAGAUGCUCUGAGGGUAAAAGUAAACAAACUCGCUUCUACAAAAACCCAGCUCCCUUAUUCUUAUUAUUCUGUCCCUUAUUGUCGCCCAGACAAGAUAGUUGAUAGUGCUGAGAAUCUUGGGGAAGUUCUUCGCGGUGAUCGUAUAGAAAAUUCUCCCUAUGAGUUUCAAAUGCUAGUGCCACAGAUGUGCAAUGCUGUAUGUCGUGUAGUACUAAAUGAGAAAACAGCCAAAGAAUUUAAGGAGAAGAUAGAUGAUGAGUACAGAGUUAACAUGAUAUUGGACAAUCUACCUCUGGUUGUACCCAUGACAAGGAUGGAAAAGGAUUCACCCAUUAUAUAUCAGCAUGGAUUUUUUGUCGGACGCAAAGUACAGUAUGCUGGAACAAAGGAAGAAAAGUAUUUUAUCAACAAUCAUUUGACAUUCACAGUCAAGUUUCACAAGGACAUUCAAACAGACUCUGCAAGGAUUGUAGGAUUUGAAGUCAAUGCUUUCAGUGUCAAGCAUCAAUAUGAUGGCCAAUGGAGCAGAAAGACCCGUCUAACAACCUGUGACGCACAUGCCAAACGGAUGGUCACCAGCUCUGACCCUCCACAAGAGGUCGAAGAUAAGAAGGAGAUCAUCUUCACUUAUGAUGUCGAUUUCCAGGAGAGUGAUGUCAAAUGGGCAUCCAGAUGGGACACCUAUCUUCUAAUGGCAGAUGAUCAAGUUCACUGGUUUUCAAUUGUGAACUCCCUUAUGAUUGUUCUUUUCCUAUCGGGUAUGGUGGCUAUGAUCAUGUUAAGGACGCUUUACCGUGACAUCUCCAAAUACAACCAAUUAGAAACACAAGAAGAGGCCCAAGAAGAAACGGGAUGGAAACUGGUUCAUGGCGAUGUUUUCCGUCCUCCACCUAACUCGGAUUUGCUGUGUGUUUAUGUCGGAACUGGUGUUCAGUUCUUUGGCAUGAUCUUAAUAGCCAUGAUUUUCGCUGUGCUAGGAUUUCUCUCACCAUCUAACCGAGGUGGGCUCAUGACAGCCCUCCUUCUACUCUGGGUUCUCAUGGGCAUCUUUGGUGGGUAUGCAUCAGCUCGCCUCUACAAAACGUUCAAAGGAACCGAAUGGAAAACAAUCACCCUUAAAACCGCUUUCAUGUUCCCAGGAAUCGCCUUUGCCAUUUUCUUCGUCCUCAAUGCUUUGAUCUGGGGUGAGAAAUCCUCCGGGGCAGUGCCAUUUGGUACCAUGUUUGCGUUGGUAUUCUUGUGGUUUGGCAUAUCCGUUCCACUUGUUUUUGUGGGAAGUUAUAUUGGUUUCAAAAAGCCAGCAAUUGAAGAUCCAGUGAAAACCAAUAAGAUCCCUAGGCAAAUACCUGAACAAGCUUGGUACAUGAGCUCGGCUUUCUCCAUCCUGAUUGGUGGUAUACUUCCAUUCGGGGCAGUCUUUAUCGAGCUCUUUUUCAUACUAACAUCAAUUUGGUUACAGCAGUUCUACUAUAUCUUCGGUUUCCUUUUCAUCGUGUUCUUGAUUCUGAUCGUGACUUGUGCCGAGAUCACAAUAGUGCUAUGCUACUUCCAGCUUUGUAGCGAAGACUACCUCUGGUGGUGGAGAUCAUAUCUAACAUCAGGUUCUUCUGCUUUAUACCUGUUCCUAUACACGAUCUUUUACUUCUUCACGAAACUGAACAUCACGAAGCCGGUUUCUGGCAUAUUGUACUUUGGGUAUAUGCUGAUCGCGUCAUAUGCUUUCUUUGUGCUGACGGGCACGAUUGGUUUCUACGCGUGCUUCUGGUUCACAAGGCUGAUCUAUUCAUCAGUGAAGAUUGAUUGAUUGAGUAGUAAGGGGUAAUAUAGGAGGAAAUUAGGAAAAGGAUGGUGGAUGUUUAGGGAUACUUGUUUUGAAUUUUGGUCUGCAUAAUUUGUAUGUAGAGAUUUGAGAGGAUUCUGAAAGUUGGAUGUUUUGGUUCUUGUUUAUCUAUCAAUCUAUCUGUUUGUAUCAGGAUUAUUCUUAUUCUUCUGUGUGAAGUUUAUUGUCUUCGUCUUACCAUAUGGCA
Messenger RNA from Cynara cardunculus var. scolymus (artichoke), 2260 nucleotides. RefSeq names its product transmembrane 9 superfamily member 9-like. Gene Ontology annotation, cellular component: membrane. Bases 109 to 2037 code for a protein of 642 amino acids. Lineage: Eukaryota; Viridiplantae; Streptophyta; Magnoliopsida; Asterales; Asteraceae. Gene Ontology annotation, biological process: protein localization to membrane. The transcript is spliced from 7 exons. The record is from RefSeq and is a predicted model, not a curated record.